CAGUUGAGGAAAAGUUUGAAGAGACGGAAUAUUUACAUCUCUACUUUAUCCAGAAAAUAGUUUAUCUAUUGAUACGUUUAUCCACAGAUAAGUUUAUUAACAGUUUAUCCCCGAGCGGAGCGACGACCAGAGCAGAUGGAAGGUUCAGAAAACCGCUACGAGCGCCUGACGGCGGAGCAGAUGGACGAGCAGCGGGUCCAGAACGUGGCGUAUCAAUACCUGUGCAGGUUGGAGGAGGCCAAGAGGUGGAUGGAGGCGUGUCUGGGGGCGGAGCUUCCCUCUCCCACCGACCUGGAGGAGUCUCUCAGGAACGGAGUGGUUCUGGCUAAACUGGGCCAUCGGUUCAGUCCUGGUUCAGUCCCGUUGAAGAAAAUCUACGACCCGGAGCAGCUACGCUACCAGGCUGCAGGGCUGCAGUUCCGUCACACCGACAACAUCAACCACUGGAGGACGAGCAUGACGGAGCUGGGACUGCCGGGGAUCUUCCAUCCUGAAACCACAGACGUUUAUGACAAGAAGAACAUGCCCCGAACCGUGUACUGCAUCCACGCUCUCAGCCUGUACCUGUACAAGCUCGGCUUGGCUCCUCAGAUCCACGAUCUCUACGGGAAAGUCAAGUUCACAGAGGAGGAGAUCAGCCACAUGCAGCUGGAACUGGACCGGUACGGCAUCACCAUGCCGGCCUUCAGCAAGAUCGGGGGGAUCCUGGCAACGGAGCUGUCGGUGGACGAGGCCGCAGUCCACGCGGCGGUGCUGGCCAUCAACCAGGCGGUGCAGCGCGGGGACGUGGACCGGACCAUGACGGCCCUCAGGAACCCGGCGGCGCUGCUGUCGGACCUGCAGCCGGGCCUGGACGUCCUGUACCAGGAGGUUCUGCUGCAGGCCCGGCGGGCCAAGGAGGUUCUGCUGCAGGCCCGGCGGGCCAAGGAGGGCCGCGCCGCCGCCACGCGCGGCGGGUCGGAGGAUUUGUACGAGGAGUUCCUGAGCCAGAAGGAGAUCCAGGACCAGAUCAACGUGGUCAACGUGCGGGCGGCCCUGGAGCAGGUGGACGAGGCUCUGGACGCUGCAGACGAGCUAAUGCUGCUAGCGACGCUGCAGCUGCCGAGUUUGGGCCUCCGGGGGAUUCAGACCGACAACCGGACCUGGUACCUGGACCAGCUGCUGGAGGACCGGCAGCUGAAAGCUCUGGACCAGGGCUGUGUGGAUCCUCUGGAACCAGCUGAGCUGCAGGACGGCGUCUCCUCGGCCAAUCAGGAGGCUCAGAGGGCCCGGAACGUGUCCUCGUUGGUCCAGGACGUGAACUCGUCCCUCCGAGGAAACGACCCCAGACGAACCGUCGUUCUCCUGAUGAACUCUGACCUGGAACUUCCUGAGGUGUUUCCUACGGGGGCGGAGCUUUACCACGGAGAGCUGCAGCUGCUGCAGGGGCGGAGCCCUCAGGGGGAGCUCCAGCAGGAGGAACUCUUCGUUGCCGUGGAGAUGCUCUCAGCCGUCACUCUCAUCAGCCAGAGUUUGGAGGCGGGGCUUCUGCAGCAGUUCAGCUCCUUAUUGGUCAGUCCGUCUGCAGGACUGGCUGACGUGGACCAGGACCUGCUGGACAGGUACUUUGAGCGGAUGAGAGACGUGAAGAAGACAAUGGGAGGAAACGCGCUCACCUGGAAUCAGCUACAGGAGGAAGUGAACGCUGUUAACAGCUGCACGCAGGACGAGCAUCAACAGCUGCUGGCGGUGGAUCUGAUCAACAAGGCGGUGAAGAGAGGAGACCUGGGUCAGCUGACUGCGGCGCUAGCGCUGCCCUCCGGUGGCCUGGAGGACGUACUACCGGCCAACACCUGCAGAUACCUGACGCUGCUGACCCGAGCCCGGCAGAUCAAGGCCCAGGCCAGCAGAGACCCGGGAGCUGAGCUGUGGUUGGCCGAUAUCCAGGAAGCAAUAACGCUGGCCAAUCAGCAGAGUCGGAAAGCUCUGAAGACAUGCCUAGCGGUGGCGGCAGUGAACCAGGCCGUGAAGGAGAACCGGGUCCAACAGACUCUCAGAGUCCUGAGUCUCCCGGAUCUGGAUCUGCAGGGAGUUUUACCGGACUGUGCUGCCGAGUACCAGACCCAGCUCAGCGCCGGCAUCCGGCACAAGAAGCUCUCAGGGGACAACAGGAGCCCGUGGGUCCGGGUCCGGCUCCAGGACUCGUCCUGGUUCUACUUCCACCUGACCAGACUGGAGGGAACCUGGGAGGAACCGGAGAGAUUCCUGCAGAACCACCUGUUCCUGGACCGGAGGGAGAUCCAGGACAUCGUCAGCAGCGUCUCCUCGUCCUACAGCAGGAGUGUCCUGUGGAGCAGCAGAGAGUUCCUGGUGAUUCUCCUCCAGGCCCGGAGUCGGGGGUUCCUGGUCCGACGCCGGCUGGAGGCCCGGAGGAGCCAGACGGCGGCCAUCUUGGUCCUGCAGGCCCACUGGAGGCGGGUUCUCCAGCAGAGGAAGUACCGGCGCCGCCUGCAGCUGCUGUCGAACUGGAGGGCCGUCGUCAAGAUCCAGUCGUGGGUGAGGAUGUGGCGGGCCAGGAGACGGUACCAGGCCCGGCUCAGGUUCUUCCAGCGCAACGUGGACUCCGUGGUCAAGAUCCAGUCCUUCUUCAGGGCCAACCGGGCCAGACACCAGUACCGGAUGCUAGUGCACUCGGCCACGCCCCCCCUGCCGGUGGUCAGGAAGUUCCUGCACCUAUUGGACCUGGGCGACGGUGACAUCAGAGAGGAGGCGGAGCUUCAGCGGCUCCGGGAGGAAGUGGUCCGGACCAUCCGGUCCAACCGGGACCUGGAGCAAGACCUGGACCUGAUGGACCUGAAGAUCGGCCUGCUGGUCCGGAACAAGGCCACGAUCCAGGAAGUGGUGUCCCACUGUAAGAAGCUCACCAGGAAGAACAAGGGGACGCUGUCGGACAUGAUGGACGCCGGGAGGACCAAAGGCCUGAAGGCUCUGAGUCGAGAGAAGAAGAAGAAGCUGGAGGCGUAUCAGCACCUGUUCUACCUGCUACAGACCCGGCCCCUCUACCUGGCCCAGCUGAUCUUCCUGAUGCCUCAGUCUCGUUCCACCUCCUUCAUGGAGAUGUUGGUCUUCAGCCUCUUCACCUACGGAUCCGACCAACGCCAGAGCUUCCUGCUGCUGCUGCUGUUCACGGAGGCAUUAAAGUACGAGAUCAGGCUGAAGGUGCAGGUCCCCCAGGACGUGGUCACCGGGAACCCCACGGUGAUCCGGAUGCUGGUGAACUUCUACCGCGGCGUCGGCGGACAGAACGCCCUGAAGGAGGUUCUGGGUCCGGUUCUGCAGGACCUGGUCCUGGACCAGAACCUCAGCAUCAGGACCGACCCCCUGGAGGUCUACAGGACCUGGAUCAACCAGACCGAGACCCAGACGGGCCAGAAGAGCCCCCUCCCCUACCAGGUGUCUCCAGAAGACGCUCUUUCCCACCCGGAGGUUCAGAGACGCGUGGACGUGGCCGUCGUGAACCUGAAGAACCUGACGGACCGAGUCUUCACGGCCGUCACCGGGAACCUGCACCGGAUCCCGUACGGUCUCCGCUACACGGCCAAGGUUCUCAGAGAUUCCCUGAAGACCAAGUUCCCUGAAGCCGGAGAGGACGAGGUCUACAAGAUCGUGGGGAACCUGGUCUACUACCGCUACAUGAACCCGGCCAUCGUGGCUCCAGACGGGUUUGAGGUUCUGGACCGGACCGGUCCGGCCCUGCAGCCCGAGCAGCGCCACCUGCUGGGCUCGGUGGCCCGGAUCCUGCAGCAGGCGGCGGCCCACAAGCUGUUCUGGACCGGGGACGGGACCGGGGACCGGGACCAGACCCGGGUCCUCAACCAGUUCAUCAGCCAGACCCACGCCAGGUUCAGGAAGUUCCUGGUCUCCGUCUGUGACGUCCCAGAACCGGAGGACCGGUUCGGUCUGGACCGGUUCUCUGACCUGCUGACCGUCCACCGACCCGUCAUUUACAUCUCUGUUAGUGAGAUGAUCAACACGCACAAGCUGCUGCUGGAGCACCAGGAGGUUUUGUGUUCCGACCCGUCAGACCCGCUGAGGCUGAUCCUCCAGGACCUGGGACCGGUUCCAGCCCUGCAGGACCUGAGCGGUGAUUCUGAUCCCGGGUCCGACUCCAGUAAGGUGGAAGUUUCUCUGACUUUGACCAACAAGUUCGACGUCUUUGACGAGUCGGUGGAGAAACCGGACGUCGGGGGACUGUUGCUCAGCACCAAACAGCUGAUCAUCGACAUCAUCAGGACCCAGUCAGGUGACUCGCUGAGCUGCAUGCUGGGAGCCGGCAGCUCCCCGGACCAGGAGGCGUGCCACGCCCUCCUGGUGCAACGCCGCGCCCAGCGCGAGGCGGCAACGCCCAGCAGGAUGAGGAGGAACCAGUCGCUGGUCGCCGACGGCAACCUGAGCCUGGAGGAGAAGAAGAGGAAGGUGCUGAGGAACCUGAGGCGCCUGCAGACCCUGGGGGUCCUGACGGGACCCGGGUCCCCGGAGGACCAGGUGCUGGGGAUGAUCGCCCAGGACGUCCGGCUGCAGCGCCGCCACCGCCAGCGUCGGGGGGCGGAGCUUCAGAAGCAGCGGCGGACGCUCGUUAGCUUGCAGAAGAAGAGCAGCUUCCACAGCCAGCAGGUCGACUUCUACCGCCAUUACAUCACUUCCUGUCUGGACAACCUGACGGCCCGCACGAAGCCGAGCAAGCAGAAGCCUCUGAGCUACAGCGCCACCCGGCUGCAGGAGAAGGGAGUUCUGCUGGAGAUCCAGGACCUGCCGGCCUCGCAGUUCAAGAACGUGGUGUUUGACGUUUCCGCUGGUCCAGAGAAAGGAGGAUUCACGGUCCGAGCUCGGUUCCUGGGGGUGGAGAUGGAGGCCUUUCAGCUGCAGUACCAGGACCUGCUCCAGCUCCAGUACGAGGGCGUGGCCGUCAUGAAGAUGUUCAACAAAGCCAAGAUCAACGUCAACCUGCUGAUCUUCCUGCUCAACAAGAAGUUCUUCAACAAGUGAACCUGGACCGGGACCGGGACCGGGACCUGGACCGGGUCCUGAACCGUGUUCUGGACCUGGACCGGGUCCUGGGGGGUCGUCCCCGGGUCAGGACUGGGUCUGACCCCAGACCGGGUCCAGGACUUGACGACAUGAACGAACCGAAUAUGUGGCGGAGUGAAACGUCUUCUCACAAUCUUUAACUCAACCGCCCCGUUACCAUGGCAACCGCCCCAUGGUAACCGCCCCGUUACCAUGGCAACCACCCCAUGGUAACCGGGCGGUUACCGCGGUAACCCACUUCAUGUCUCCACAGAGAGCAGGAUACUUUACUACAUCAUUUAUAUCUACAAAUAUAUACGUAUUUGUUUAAUCGUGCCGUAAACGGAGUGAAGCUUCACCUCCAGUUAACUCCUCCCACUCCAUCUGUGGCUCCUCCCACUCCAGUUAACUCCUCCCACUCCAUCUGUGGCUCCUCCCACUCCAGUUAACUCCUCCCACCAUUUGUGGCUCCUCCCACUCCAGUUAACUUUAUAUCUUUAUAUCUUUUUAAACUAAGACGUUUAUUUAUUCUCCGUCUCACUACAUGGUUAUUCUUGUUUGUUUGUAACUUAUGUAACUAUAAACUCUGACGUCCGUCCACUCGUCUAACAUUAAAACAUUAAAAACUAAAUAUAUUAGUUUAAUCACAGAUGUGGGCGGAGCCUCCGAGCAAACGGACGUCAUUGGUUUUACCUGUUUGUGCUGAUCAAUAAGUGCUGAUCAAUACCUGAUGAUCAGUAAGUGCUGAUCAAUACCUGAUGAUCAGUAAGUGCUGAUCAAUACCUGAUCAAUAAGUGCUGAUCAAUACCUGGUGAUCAAUAAGUGCUGAUCAAUACCUGGUGAUCAAUAAGUGCUGAUCAAUACCUGAUGAUCAGUAAGUGCUGAUCAAUACCUGAUGAUCAGUAAGUGCUGAUCAAUACCUGAUCAAUAAGUGCUGAUCAAUACCUGGUGAUCAAUAAGUGCUGAUCAAUACCUGGUGAUCAAUAAGUGCUGAUCAAUACCUGGUGAUCAAUACCUGAUGAUCAGUAAGUGCUGAUCAGUAAGUGCUGAUCAAUAAGUGAUGAUCAAUACCUGAUGAUCAAUACCUGAUGAUCAGUAAGUGCUGAUCAAUAAGUGAUGAUCAAUAAGUGAUGAUCAAUACCUGAUGAUCAGUAAGUGCUGAUCAAUACCUGAUGAUCACUAAGUGCUGAUCAAUAAGUGCUGAUCAAUACCUGAUGAUCAAUAAGUGCUGAUCAAUACCUGAUGAUCAAUAGGUGCUGAUCAAUACCUGAUGAUCAAUAGGUGCUGAUCAAUACCUGAUGAUCAAUAAGUGCUGAUCAAUACCUGAUGAUCAAUAGGUGCUGAUCAAUAUCUGAUGAUGAUCAAUACCUGAUGAUCAGUGAGUGCUGAUCAGUAAGUGCUGAUCAGUAAGUGCUGAUCAGUAAGUGAUCAAUACCUGUAAAUAUUUACUUUCUUCUUCUGUUCUUUUAUUUCCUUCUUUCUGAGGAAAAAAAUGUAAAUUCUGAAUAAAGACGUGAAACUUU
Cololabis saira (Pacific saury) is the source of this 6569-nucleotide messenger RNA. RefSeq names its product ras GTPase-activating-like protein IQGAP3. Gene Ontology annotation, molecular function: GTPase activator activity; calmodulin binding; actin filament binding. Gene Ontology annotation, cellular component: cytoplasm. Lineage: Eukaryota; Metazoa; Chordata; Actinopteri; Beloniformes; Belonidae. Gene Ontology annotation, biological process: regulation of GTPase activity; regulation of actin cytoskeleton organization. The record is from RefSeq and is a predicted model, not a curated record.